ACAAUAUAAUUAUAUCAUUAUUUAUUAGAUCUAGAUUUAUACAAGACAUCAUCUAGACGUCUAUACUCACAUACAGUUCAAGACUGCCAGUUGGAUAUCUAGAUCUAGAAUCUAAACUGACUUAGUGAUCAUCAGUAGACUCUAGAUGAUAUUGAUAUCCAAUCAUCUUCUUUUUUGAAGUGUAGACAGUGUAUCUGUAUUUUAUAAGAUAAGAAUUCUAGAUCAAAUCUAAAUGAAUUCAUUAGAUGAAAUAAUCAAUUUUGAAAGAAAACAGGAAGAUGAUUAUUACUUUAUUCUUGGCUGUAAUAAAAAUUCAACGGUAGAGCAAAUAUCAGCAGAAUACAAGUCAAGAGUGCUCUCGUGUCAUCCAGACAAAGCUGACAAUGUUAAACUUGCAAAUGAACAAUUUUCAAAGCUUUCACAAGCUAAAGAUGUUUUACUAGACUCAGAGAAAAGAAAAGAAUAUGACAAGUGGAGAAAUAGUGGUGUUGCUAUUCCAUUUGAUACCUGGAAAUCUAUGUCUCAUGUUCAUACUUCCUUACAUUGGGGAUAUCAUAAAGAACAGUUAUCUCUCAAUCAUCCAAGUCAGACAGCUGCGGAAUACAAGCAGAGAAAGCUGAACUUAACACAAGCAGAAAAAAGUCAAAGUUUGAUAGAGCUUGAAGACAAAAUGAGGUUCACACUAAGAGAUCCAUCUAAAAAGAAUUCUUCUGUUCAAUGGGAAAGUGACAGAUCAAAUACAAUUUUGGAAAAGUUUAGAAAAUAUGAGAUUUGAUAAUGAUCUUAUUUAGUAACACUAUCUGUAGUCUUUCUAUUUUGAUUUACUAGUCAAUCCAGUAAAAAGCAAUUUUAUGUGUGCUCUUCUUGCAAUAUGAAAGCUAUUUUUUAAAUA
This is a messenger RNA of Biomphalaria glabrata, 892 nucleotides long. Its product is annotated as J domain-containing protein-like. Gene Ontology annotation, cellular component: cytoplasm. The transcript is spliced from 6 exons. The record is from RefSeq and is a predicted model, not a curated record. NCBI's taxonomy places the organism in Eukaryota, Metazoa, Mollusca, Gastropoda, Planorbidae. Bases 233 to 775 code for a protein of 180 amino acids.